AUGUGGCUCGAAUAUGACGUUAUGAAACACGCCACUACCUUCAGCGAUCCUGUAGCUUUGAUGCCCUCAACGCUUGUAUCGUUUGCAAACAAGAGAACAACCCCCCCUCCACCAUCCUUGUUUGCCGAGAACACAUCUGCCAGUCUAGCGCAUCAGCGAGCAGCUGCUGUAGUAUCUGAGGAAUAUACCCUGGUCACUAUUGGUAGCCAAGUACCUGGUUCAUUAUGUGCCUGGGAUACCCUUGGCUCUGAGGGCACUGGGUCAGAGAAUUUAUUGUUGAAGCGCGUCGAGAAUGCUAAGCAGAGCAUUAAGGUUAUUAAUUAG
Molecule: messenger RNA, 324 nt
Organism: Nezara viridula (southern green stink bug)
Lineage: Eukaryota; Metazoa; Arthropoda; Insecta; Hemiptera; Pentatomidae
Source: the annotation of a GenBank genome assembly